Toxoplasma gondii ME49 is the source of this 6884-nucleotide messenger RNA. RefSeq lists its product as hypothetical. The transcript is spliced from 2 exons. Lineage: Eukaryota; Apicomplexa; Conoidasida; Eucoccidiorida; Sarcocystidae. Bases 931 to 6126 code for a protein of 1731 amino acids. The record is from RefSeq and is a predicted model, not a curated record.
UGCUCGUCUUCAGAGUAGGUUGCCAACGGGCAAGUGUCUGUGACCACCCUCUCCUUCGCUGACUUGUGUGUGCUUGUUCGUACCACGGCGUGGCAGAAAGAGCGUUUUUUUACGUCGGGACGGACCAAGUUUCGUUCUGAAAUGUUUCAUCGUCUGUAAAUGUCAGGGGACGAUGCGUCCCGCGUGGAACAUGUCGGCUUCGUUUCACAUCAAAGACGAAGCAUCUGGUGUUGUCUUUGCACUGGAACGCUGUUAACGCAGGGGAAACCGAACCCGCUGUCUUGCUGGUUUUUCGCUUGUUUUCUUCUGUUCGUCAAUCGUAAACGUUCAAAUUGAGGAGUUCAGAAGCUGGGGUAGACAAUCGAGCUCGUGGGUACCGUCUAAACCAAGCCAACGGUGGCGUUUCGCCGCCUGGAGGGCGGACAGGAACUUGCAGAGGCACGUGGUCUGCUGGACCUUUAAGGAGCCUCUCGGACAGUUGCAUAACCACGUUUUCCCCGGUCCAUGUGCGCGGUUUUCCCCAGAAAAUAUCAGCAGUGGGUGCGGUGCUGCUCACCAGGUAAAAAUGCUGCUGCCCUCAUGCACGAACUUCACUUAAAAGGUCGCUGCCAAGCUGCAGUUCGUCCUCGCCCGCCAGCCGUUCCGCGUCGGGCAACAAAACGCAUUCCCAUGCGCGACGCAGUUUUUCUGCAACAUCCAAUGCUGCGGUGUACGUACACCUGGGCGUCGUGAGUCACAGCGUGUUUCUUGCACUGCAAUACCCGCCACUCUUUCCAUGUAGCUGCGGAGGCGCUCGCGAAGGCUUCUUCCGAGCGCACACCCUGAUUUUUUCCCUGUGCAUCCCGGAAACACUGCACCCUUCCUCCUUUUCUCUCUUCUUCUCCGUGGCUCUCUUUGGCGCUUUCCUUUCUCCUCUCUCACCUCGACUCCAUGGAUCUCCAGCCGGGGGGCUCCGAGGGGGAAGAGGCUCGCGGGGCCGGCUCAACUCGUCUUGGUUGCGGGACCGAGACGGCCUCUGUCGGCACUGUAGAUUCGCUUCACGAGGCAGGCAGUGGAGAAGGGGAGAGACAGAAGCCGCUGCAGACGCCUCUGUCUGCUCCGUUGUAUUUUUCGCUGCCUUUGCCUCUCUUUCCCUGUGCCGCACCGUCUCACUUUCCUGCGCCUUCCACACUGUCGGGCCUCGUCAGCACCGCAGAGGAUUUUGCUUCCUGGGGCGUCUCUCUGGAGAGCCUCGCGGCCGCGACAUUCCGCGCGUCUCUCUUGGAACUGUCGCACACUGCCUACCUGCCCUCUCGGCCGCGACUCAUGUGGAGACGAGUCAAGAGGAGACUGCGAGCAGACGGCUUGUGCUGGGGCGCAGAAGCUGCAGAAGACUGUGGGCGGAAGCCUGGCGGGAGAGAGGAGGCGACCGAGAGAGUGGGCGCCGGUGGCACUCGGGGUGCAGGGACUCGGCUGCGCGGACACUGCUUCGAGGACGGCCAGGGAGGGUCUCCCGAGAAGGAAAAAAACGGAGGCAGCGGGCGGGAGAACGAAUUUUGGGAGUCCUGGGGAAGAAGCGAAGGCUGUGAGGUGACGGAGAUGAUGAAGCAAAGGGAACUCCUUCUGGAGGACGUCUGCUCGCGCUUCUUCAUGUGGUUCUAUGUCGAUGCUUCACGUAAAAUGAUCACCGAUGGACUGAGCUUGGCGCGACGAAGAUUACCAGUGGACUGGGUGUACAGACACUACGGCGCUCUGCUGAAUCUACCUGAGAGCCACUUUGACGUUUAUCCUCCCUACUGCAUUCCGAUUUCUCACGAAAGAACGACGUCGUCUCUCGGCGACGUAGAGAGCGAGGACGCAAGCUCUGUCUUCCAGUCUCCUGCUUCGGACUCUCUCUCAGAGGUCUCCGAUGCUCCCGACGAGGCUGAGCCUGAGGGGGACGGGGAGACGGCAUCUUCCGAGGCUUCGCCGGUCUCGCCGGCGGACAACCGAGCUGAGGUCAGCGUGAAGCGCAAGCCUGAAGAGGCCGGCGGAGCAACUGCAGAAGAGAUCCAGGUGGAAGACACAGGAGGCAGCGCCAUCGAGGCGCCGACUCACACCCAGGACGAGACUUCAGGUGUACAGGAACCUGCGGACUCUGUCUUGUCAGAUGUGCAUACCCCUGAGGAUCCGAUGGACUCGGGGGUGGCGGGUGAGGAACGCUGCUCCCUCAGCAGUUUGGUUGACGCCGCUUCGUCCUCUUCUGAAUCGGUUUGUGAUCCGCAUGGGGAAGCCUCGAAACUCCACGCCACAGACUCUCACGAGGAAGACUCAGAUGUCGGCGACACAGAGAACUCCUUCCCUUUGUCAGGGGCAUGUCCAGCGCGCUGCGAUCCUGUCGACUCUUCGGCCGUGGCGUCUUCAGUUGAGAACGCGAGCUCGUCUCGGGGAGCUUCCGACUUCGUCGCGACUCCAGGUUUCUCUCCUUCAGUAGAUGGAGCUGGAACUUCGCCGUUUGGGUCGUCGUCUGUUUCGUCUCCCCCUUCCGAGAGGCGGAUUUCUUCCCCUCUGCCGCAGGCGAGUGGAGAGGCGUUGACACCGGAUCUAUUGAGGCGCGGCACCGAGUUGGCCUCUCCGUGCUCCUUUCCAAGGCGCAGACCGUCGGACUUCUCCGCGCUGCUCGAUUCUCCCAGGAGAGACGAGCUUUCCGAUACUCCCAGCGGCUCUCGACAGAUCCACCCCGUUGGCUCGGUCUUCUCGCCGUCGUACGCAGACUUCAGCGACCUCCGCGCCGCGGUGUCUCGCGAACAAGAGCAGAGCACCCUGUCGCCUGCAGAGGAGGGACCAGCAGGCCCUCUGCCCGCUUCGCCUCCCAGCUGCGACGGAACUCUCCUCGCUGGCCAGGAAUCUCCCGACGCGCCGAGAGACGAACUCUUGAGCGAAGGCCCCCGAGCGGCUGAUCAGAAGGACGACCAAGAGGAAGGGCAAGAGAGAAACCAAGAGGGAGAGUACGAUGGAGAGCAAGAGGAAGGAGAUUCCUCGACAGGAUCUGUCGCGUCGACUGGCACUGAGGUGGAAACUCGCGAGGAGGAGAAAGAUGAUUUCCUCGUUGUUUUGUCUGAGAGCGAGUUCGAGGAAGGCGAACGCAUGCAGCAGCUUGCGGCAACGAUGCGGCGGAGCCUCCAAAUGAAGGGAUGUGCCUCCGUCGAUGCGGACGCCGCGAGAUCUUCAGAGGAGACCGAGGCAGAGGUAAGUGCGGCAAGCGCGGGGCUUCUCCAGGAGCGGAGUUCUCGAAGAAGCUGUGAGGCGUCUUUUUUGAGGACGAAGAAUGGCGGAGAGAGUACUUCCGGCAAAACGAAAGCGGCAGAAGAGAACGAAACCGAAGACGCGGCAGAUCAGGAAGGUGACUUGCCGAUCGUGGAGAGAAGCGAGGACAAAGAGGAAGGCCCUCUGGAAGAAGAGCAGGUUGGAGAAGAGCAUGUCAACGAAGAGACAGAGUCGAACAUGCCAGACGAACUCGGCGCUGACAUUGAAACCGCCUGCAGUGGAGAGCUGCGACUCGAGGGAGGUUUCGUCGAGAAGUCUCGACGUAGGGGAAAGCAAAGACGCCGGUCUGGUCUGUCCGUACAGCCCAGAAGGUCCGCGCGCGUAAGCGGCGCUGCCCGCGAGAAGAGCGCCAGUCGCGACGCGGGGCGGCUCGGGUGUGUAGACAGCGAGAAGCGGGAGGCGGGGGGAGACAGCGAAGACGAAGGUGGGCGCGCAGGCCUGUUUCUUCCGUCGAGUUCAGAGAACGUGGACGACAGUGAAGAAGAGGGCCGAGAGAGAGUCGCGGCGCUCAGCAAGACGCGACGGAGGAGCUCGCGCCUCAGUGUGGUGUACAGACAGACGGCGGCGAGGAACACAGUCGGCACAGACGGGGGCAGCGUCUGCGAGAGAGAAGAGGCGCAUGCAGAGACCGGCUACGCGGUUUUGACAAGAGCGAGCAAACGAAGAAAGACGAACGAGAAGCACGAGCAUAUCGCUCCAGAUGUCCCGGAGGAGAGAACGGAGGUCGCUGCAGCGCGAACGCGCGAGGAGAUACACCGGAGACGAUCGACGGUCGGGGUGAGAGAGACAGAAGAUGGGGCCUGCGAGGCGGGUGCCGGGGACGAAGCGGAAGUUGCUUCCAGGUCGACGACGGAUCAGCAGAGAGGCUUUCUCGAGAGCGACAGUGUGGACGUCGUCGCACCGCAGAGACACUUUGGAGAGGAGCCUGCCUGGCUUGGCACAGACAGCGAAGAAGACAGCGACUCGAGUCCUGCGACUUCCAAGAGAACCGUCGACCUUCUCUCACCUCCUCCGUCUCCGCCACAACUUUCUCGUCCUUCUUCUCUCCCGCGCGCGGCUGCCUCCCCGCCUUCCCGGGUGGAGAACCUUCCAAGCCACCCAGAGAAAACGACAGAAGCGAGCAAAGGCGGCAAGAGGCCGCGGGCGAGUCCAGGUGGAGGUACGGAAGUCGAAGAGACAGCUGAGCGCAUCACUACGGAAGUCGGAGCCGGCCCGACGCGUCCGCUGUUCCCACGGUUCUCCCUGGCGCACACACCAACAACGGCUGCAUGCAGAGGAGGCAUGGGGCAAGGAACGCUGAGGGCCUCUUCUCUCCAGGCGCAGAUGAAGGAGAUCUUCGGGUCGGAGCCUUCGCAGAUUCGACGGAGCUUCGCGUCGGCCAGGCAAGGGACAAGCGAGGAGACAGGCGAGUCAGGAGACACCCCACAGGCUUCGACUCUCCACGCUUCAGGCGUCGGCCUCGGGGUGCAGCAUCAGUCGAGCGACUCAACUCCCGCCGACUGCUUGCUUUCGCGGACAGAAGAGCAUGCAAGUGUCUCUGCUUUUCCGAGAUGCGAGGCCGCUCCAGAAGGGAGAGGCGAAGAAGAGCGAGUUGAAGAGAUAGUCGUGGAGACAGUUGAGGAAGAGAGGGAACUCCGGGGGGAAAGGGAGGAAGAAGGCCUACGUGGCGACGCUGCGAUAAAGGGCGACCGUCGACUGGAGGCUGUUGAGCAGAGAGGAAGGCAACAAGCAGAGACGAAGAUUCCGCGGUUUCCAGGAUACUCGCGUCUGCAGAAUUCGGGGAAGCUUCUUCGCGGGAACAGACAGUUCGCACAGCGCUACUUGGAGGCCGUCGAUGCGCGACUGGAGGCGAUUGAGACUCAACUCGCAGCAGCCAAGUUAACCACAGACAGCCACCGACCCUGGAGGCGACCUUCGUCUUUCGGGAGGCUCUGCACGCACUCUGAAGAGGCAAAGCCCCUCAAGUCGACCGCAACCGUUUCCGUCGGGAACUCGAGCUCCUCAGCCGCUGGCGAUACACCCCAGCGCGCAUGCAGGACCCGUGAAGACAUUUCCGUCGAGCCGGAGCGCGAAGCGGAGGGUGGUGACGACAGACGCAUUGGAGAGGCGUUUCCGCAGCUCGCGUCGACUCUCGAGAGCGCUGAGAGCGGCGUUCCUGCGACGCUUCAGUUUCAAGGAGGGUGUUCCUCCCAACCUUCUCAGAAAGGCAGAACCCCCAGCGAGACGCAGGAUAAAGCCGGACCUGGACACUGUGCUCCUCGCGGGCGACCGAUGCCGGCAGUUGCCUCGUCUCACCGAGACGCACACACUGAAGACAGAAGGAAAGCGCCUUGUCGGCCGACUCCUGGAGCCAGGACAGGCUUGCAGAAGCGGAGGCCCCCUACCUCAGCGACUCGGGAAGCCUCCCCGUUUGGCGCAAACCGGCCUCAGCCUCGUCUCCCUGGCGCUCGACCGGGCGUCCUCGGGAAGCCUCGCGCGCCGCCGGCCGAGCAUGCACCCGCCGCCGGCCGGGGCGCCGGCGCAGCGGCUUCUCGCGGUGUAUGUACACCCGGCGCGCAUGCGGCGAGCGCGGGGCGGUCGGGGAGCGGCGGCGCGAACGGGCGAGGCCUGAGUGAGAAGGCUUUCUUGGGCACAGCAGAGACUCCUGCGCCAGACUCUGCGGAUGCGUCGCGACAGAAACGAACUCCUCCGUUGCCUCGGGUGGCUCUGCUCGCGAGACGCAGAGAGGAGAAACUCGCACCGCCCGGGGGAGCAGAUGACCGGGGCAAGGCGUGUCGAGAGACGCGCGCGCCCAGGGCUGGAGACAGCGCAAAGCUCAGGACUCCGAUGCAAACUGUGUAGAAUACGCCACAUGGGAGGCCUCACGUUUCGGACAGGCGCAAGGCAGGUGGAGACAGAAAGAGACACUUGGAGACAGAAAGAGACACUUGGAGAAAGGUGGAGAGAGACGGACGGGGGAGUGUGGGGUGUGUGGCAACAUAGAGGGUUCGGCGUUUGAGAGGGAAAAAUGAAGAGAAGGGAAGUGAGGAAGGAAGAGUUCCACUUGGAGAUUGGAACGAGGCAGGUCUCUGCAGUCGUGUUCUGUGGCAUGCCGAGAAGGAAAGACACUCGACGCGUGGGGAAUCCUUUUCUGUCGAUUUCUUGAAACUUCUGAAGGCCAUGAACGCUGUGUCGCCUCUGGGGUGUAUGUACACCCCGUGUGUCCAGCAAAGGGACGCCUCGCUCUGUGAAAGGUUUCGCCGACCACUCAGAAUCUGGGCCUGUCCGAGGCCCCUCACGACAGUUGUCGCAGAGUUGUGCAAAGAAAGAUAGGAUGGUUCUCGAGUGAGACUCUUGCAGUUCGGCGCGGCUGCAUGCAGAGCGUUGCCGCUGUCUCGGUCCUUCGUGCGUCUGUCUCGACUAAGGAGAUGCAUUCUUUUUUUCGGGUGUCUACACAUAGGAAAUCAAGAGAGACGUCUGAACAGAUUCAGCAGGUGCCAGGUGUCCGCAGAUUGCCUUUGACUUUCCAUUUGCGUUUUAGAAAACAUUUUCUCUGAAAUCCGUUAGGACAGGCAGGAACUCGCAGAUGCUCUCGAGCAGUGCUCCAGCGAAUAUGCGAA